This is a messenger RNA of Caenorhabditis remanei, 207 nucleotides long. RefSeq lists its product as uncharacterized. The coding region runs from base 1 to 207 and encodes 68 amino acids. NCBI's taxonomy places the organism in Eukaryota, Metazoa, Nematoda, Chromadorea, Rhabditida, Rhabditidae. The record is from RefSeq and is a predicted model, not a curated record. The transcript has a single exon.
AUGUCAUCUGGAGAAUCCUCACGUCCAACAUCCAACCGUCGUCGACUCAACAGAGAUCCUAAAAUCGACCCGAACAUCCGGAAACAAUAUAUGCCACUUCUUCCGGAAUGGGACUCCCAACUUCCAGAAGUUCUCGAAGAAUCUGUGGUGGUUCAGGCGAAGGUUCGAGCAGAGGAUGGUCGCGAAUCUGUUAUUGAUAAUAUUUGA